Brienomyrus brachyistius is the source of this 3229-nucleotide messenger RNA. RefSeq names its product endophilin-A3-like. Gene Ontology annotation, cellular component: glutamatergic synapse; cytoplasm; presynapse. Gene Ontology annotation, molecular function: protein binding. Gene Ontology annotation, biological process: synaptic vesicle uncoating. Lineage: Eukaryota; Metazoa; Chordata; Actinopteri; Osteoglossiformes; Mormyridae. The record is from RefSeq and is a predicted model, not a curated record. The coding region runs from base 716 to 1861 and encodes 381 amino acids. The transcript is spliced from 11 exons.
CUGCUCGAUUUAUGUGACUCAACGUGUGUAUAAGCUAAAAAGUAACAUAAAUCGUUCUAGUCAAUUUUUACAAAACAUAUUAUACAUAACACUGAUUUUUAUGUUUAAAACGAUGAUCCUGCAAUAUCUAUUCUCCAUUUUAAAAAAUAUCCGCGCAAAUGAUACAUAAUAAUAAGAACCGAGAAUAUAGAUGAUGCUUAAUAUUUAACUUAAUCUCGGAAGCAGUACAAAGUGCACUGACAGUUCCUCUAUGAUAACAGCGAGCAGUGCUGUUUGUCCGCGAUGAUUAUGAAGCAAUGAAAAUUAAGUAAUUGUUUCUUGUCAUAUACAGCCGGGCGACUCGUCAUUUUACAGCUUGCGCGUCAUGGAGGCAAACAGUGCUUUCCCGUUAAGGUGCCGCCACGCCGCGGAUGCCUGCCUCUUGUCCCCACGCCGGCCUUGCGGGGGCGUCCUCUGAUGCUGCUCAUUUACAUAGAGGCGAAGCUUUUCCUCCGCUCUGGUUGCUGGAUCCACUGCACGAUCCCUCUAGGGCUUCAUAUCGCCUAAUAAACGGCAUCAGAUGUGUCUGGAGUCGCGACAGCGGACGGCUUACUGGAGCGCGGAGAUCACUCUUCUCCAACCUCUCGUUUUCGUUUUCACUUCGUUUUUCUUUUAUGUUUCUCAUCCCCUUCCGUCUACUCUGGCAGCGGCGAAAUAACCGUUUGAUUUUCCCAGGAUGUCGGUAGCCGGAUUCAAGAAGCAGUUUCACAAAGCCAGCCAGCUGCUGAGCGAGAAGAUAAGCGGGGCAGAGGGCACCAAGCAUGACCACGACUUCGUGACGAUGGAGAAGAAGAUCGAUAUCACCAACAAGGCCAUUUUUGAUCUGCUGUCUAAAACCACAGAAUACCUCCAACCAAACCCAGCCUACCGAGCCAAACUGGGCAUGCUCAACACGGUGUCGAAGAUGCGGGGGCAGGUGAAGACUGUGGGAUAUCCCCAGACGGAGGGCAUGCUGGGAGAUGUCAUGCUCCGCUACGGCAAGGAACUGGGGGAGGACUCCUCCUUUGGUUGCGCUCUAGUCGACGUAGGUGAGGCAAUGAAGCAGAUGGCCGACGUCAAAGACUCACUGGACAUCAGCGUCAAGCAGAAUUUUAUCGACCCACUGCAGUCACUGCAGGACAAGGAGCUGAAGGAGAUUGGGCACCACCUGAAGAAGCUGGAGGGCCGUCGCCUGGACUUUGACUACAAGAAGAAGCGGCAGGGGAAGAUCCCCGAGGAGGAGGUGCGGCAGGCUGUGGAGAAGUUCGACGAGUCCAGAGAACUGGCUGAGAGGAGCAUGAUCAACUUCCUGGAGAGCGACGUGGAGCAGGUGAGUCAGCUUGCUGCACUGGUAGAAGCUGGUCUGGACUACCACCGCCAGUCUUUGGAAAUCCUGGAGGAACUCAACAGCAGGCUGAAGAGCAGGAUAUCUACAGAAAGCCACCGUCCAAAGAAGGACUUCAAGCCAAAGUCCGUAAGGAGCAGCCUAGAGACCAUCGAGAGCCUGCCCCACAAUGGAUUGACGUACAGCUCGUCAAUCAAAUCCUCAGGUUCCCUGGUAAACCACACCAUCAAUGGAAAAAAUGACCUGAUCUGUUCCCCGCCCCUGAUCUGGCCAGACAGCCCCCAGACUGACCAUUCCGAGGCUCCCCUGGACCAGCCGUGCUGCCGAGCGCUGUAUGACUUCGAGCCGGAGAACGCGGGCGAGCUGGGCUUCAAGGAGGGCGACCUCAUCAUCCUGACCAAUCAGAUUGACGAGAACUGGUACGAGGGCAUGAUCCAUGGCGAAUCGGGCUUCUUCCCCAUCAGCUACGUCGACGUCAUUGUGCCGUUGCCGCAGUGACCCUCCGGGCCACUUGCUGGAACCUCUGCUCUCGUCUCUCUCAGUUCUCAGUAUUUUUUAAGAAACAUAUCUUAUUUUUCAAUAUUUAUGCGCUCAUUUUUGGAGCGUGGAGCUACCUGUGUUUGUGUCAUUUGGGAAGUCGGCAUCUGCUUGGUUGGUAUUUCUCCGCUGUCGCCUUCCACUCUGCUGUCCUGCUCCAAAGUCUGACUCAUUCUCUCCUGCCUGCUACCAUCUUAGGUGUUAUGGAUAUAUAUUUUUUAGACUUUGAAUGGAGGGGACAGACCUAUCAUUCUGUGAAUGUCCUCUAGGGUCUCUGUGUUUACGUGCCAUGGCCUGGUGUAACGCGAUACACCCGCCCGCAGUCAGUAUAACAAGCUCAAUUCCGAGCAGCAUUUUGUGUCCGCUUGCACUCUGCUUUUUAAAAGCUUAUUUAUUGCCACUCGUUUUGCACUGAAGCCUUAGACUGUUUUAUGGACGCUCCGUUACUCUUCUUGUAAAACAUUGCACUUUCAUUUGCUCCCAUAGCAGAAGGAAACACUCGUUACAAGUUCUGUGUGUUUACGGUAAGUUUCCUGUGUAGGGAGUAGAAGAGGUGGGUUCCGCUUGUAUGUUAAAGCAUGUUAUAAUCAUCGUGCUACAGAAUGAUGGAUCUACAGCAGCCGCUAUCUACUGUUAAUGCAAUAAUGCUGUCACAUUAUGCAGUUACAGUAUAUUAAUAUUAUAUUAAUAUUAAAAUUAUUAGAAAAAAAUUAUAUUGUAUGUUAAUCUCCCUACCGAAAAUUAUGCCAAAUUGUGAGCGUUAUUUUUUAGGAAUCUGACCACGCGUUUGCAUCGGUCAGUAAGAAUAAGCAAGUAAAGAUAAAGAAAUUAAUUUACCUUAAUGAAUGGGAAUCUAUAUGGUGUGUCUUCUAAACAAUUAUAUCAGAAAAUAAUAUGUGUGCUAUAGUUUUCUGGGUCAGCAUAGAAAAAUAUGUUUAUUAAUCUUGAUCCAUUAAAACACAGUUGCCAGUCAACAUCAGGUAGAAAAAAUAUAUAUUUUAAUGCAUUUUAAAGCCGAGUAAGAUAAUCCAUAUUCUACUGCCUACAGCAAAGACGGCUUUAACAAAAAGUGAAAAAUCAACUGAAGUAGAAUAAAGGCCAUUUAAUGACACGUGCAGCUGCUGGUUGCCGCUGUGAGGAUCCUUGCCAUUAUGUCGUCAUCUUCUGCUGUUAAAAUUGACAGGGCUUUCAUUUGUCUACGGAAAUAUUGCAGGGCACGACAUUCCUUUGUAUUUUUUCUGUAAUUUAUAGAAAGUGUUCUAUAAGCGUUGUAAAUGAUUAUAUAAAUAAUAUAGGCUGUACUGUGUAAAUAAACGAAUAUGCAGUGAA